AAGUACAAUUGACUUCCGUAUUCAGACAAGAAAAAUUCAAGCAAACAAACGUCUAGAAUUCAUUACGUUUGUAUCAAUAUUUAAGCAGAUUAGUUGGUUGUAAAAUCGACUUCAAUUAAGUAACGGAUACAAAUAUUUCAAUUGUAAUAUUUUAAAGAGAACUGGUCUUCGAAAUUCAUGGCGUUUGCAUUUAAACGAAAAAGACAGCCGAUUUGUUUUGUUCGAUUAUUUGAUAAUUGCGGAAAAAGCGGAAUUUUAAUAAAAAAAAGAGAAUAUUAAUUGGGAAAUUGGAAUUUUGUUGCAUUCGACCUGCACUAUACUAGAGCUUCGAUGAGAUCUAUUUGAAUUUAUACGAGAGAACAAGUAUUUUUUAAAAUACACUCAAUUUUACGAUCAUUCUAUGGUAUAAUUGUACGUGCAAAGCACAAUUUUGUAUUAGAUAAUUAGUAGUUAACAUACAAAAAAUGGUGUAUACAUGAUUUUUUUCCAUCACACGACACGGCUCACGAUUUUAAUGCCAACUAUUCAAAAAAAUCAUUUUGUGUAUGGUUUUUUUUUCGGCGAAAAAGUAUUCGAAUCAUUUUAAAUUUAAGAGAUCGAGAACGAGAAGUACUGAUUUCGAGAUAAGAAAAAAUGAGAAACAAACAACGCAAGAGAUAAGCAGAGAGAGAGACAGAAUCAUUGCGAUUUGCCGCGCAUAGAUUUUAAUCAGGCCAAAUUCACGGCUGAUAUCCAAGCAGAGCAGUGUAUCGCUGCUGUUGUCUUCUUCACGUCUCUGUUUUCUGCUUGAACACACACUCACUGCAGUUCCUUUUUAGUGGCCAGGCUUUGUGCAAACGCAGUUUGAUAAACAGUUCGCAUUGUGCAUGCGGGCGAUGAGCAUCAAAUAUUCUCUCAUUUCACAAUUUUGCACAUCGUAAAAAAAUAGACACAUUUUUUUUGGCAUGAAACAAGAAAACAAUAUUUUCGUCGACUGAAUAAGCUGCGCUAAUUACUAGAAUAUACAUAUAGACACUUUUUUGUGAUUUUCUUCAAAUAAAUGCAAUCAUCCUGUUGCUACUAUAAACAUAAUAGGAAUUUGUCGAUGAUUGACUGUGUUUAGACUGUUGAAUACACUGUGUUACUACAUGGUAACUGAAAUGGAAAGUCGUAAUCGUUCGUAAAUAAACGAGAUAAUUAACAAAACGAAACAAAAAAAAUGAUUUUAAAAAAUCAAUUUGGUUGAAUUUCCAUUUCCAAAGAUCAAUUACGAAAUAUCAGUGGUCAAGUGCUUCAUGGCCGUGAAGCAUCAAAAUAAUAAAAUAACAGAUACUGAAAUGGUUCAAGAGCAAGAAAGAAAUAUUCCCAAAAAGUGAAGAAAAAGCAAUAAACAAUAUCGUUUUAUUUUCAUUGGCGCCAAAGCGUCAAUUUUAAAGUGCGUAACCCAUGUAAGCGGGCUAGAAAAAGAGACGAAAAAAAAUCAACAGUUAUUCAAGCGGAAAAUUUUUUGUUGUAUAAAAAUAUCAAGCAUCAGAAGAUUUUUAGCACGCAAUUGUGAUGCCCCAUCCAAACACAUCAAAGUUGUUUAUAAUUGAAGGAACAAAAAAGUAUGACACCAUUCAACCACACCAUCAAUAAAUUUGUUAAGUAUAGAAGAGAAAUAAAAAUGAAUCGUGGAUAGUGCAUUGUGUGUUCAUUUAAUAUAUUUUAUAGACUACUAAAAAUGAGAUGAAAAAAAGGAAAAAAAGCAUCGUUCAUUGGAGAAGUGAGAAAUUCGGAAAAUUAUCACCACUUUGGUGUUCGACAGAAGGCAGAGAGAAAAGAAUAGAAAAAACGAACGAUGAAUUUAACUAUAAUUACGGCGAUGGAUCAAAUGUCAAAUGGUAGUGUGAUUGCUGGUUCAAUUGAAAAUAAAUCAUUGUCGAAUGGUAACUAUGUGGAUCAUGCACCACAAUUAACACGUGCUGCAUUAAUUCGUGUCUAUGUACUGGUCAUACUUGGCAUCAUAUCGUUGGUGGGCAAUAUUGCCAUACUGUUUCACAUAGCCAAGACGAGAUCGACACGCCGAAAAUCGCGCCACACAUGGAGUGCCAUUUUUACAUUAAUUUUGCAUUUAUCAAUUGCCGAUCUACUUGUGACUGUAUUUUGUAUAUUUGGCGAAGCCGCAUGGAGUUAUACGGUGGAAUGGAUAGCCGGCGAAUUGGCGUGUAAGCUUGUGAAAUGGUUUCAAAUGUUUGCAUUGUAUUUGUCAACUUAUGUAUUAGUUUUGAUUGGUAUUGAUCGUUGGGUCGCUGUAAAAUAUCCUAUGAAAUCAUUGAAUAUGGCCAAACGUUGUCACCGACUCCUUAUCUGCUCCUACAUUCUUUCAUUAAUUAUGAGUCUGCCACAGUUUCACAUUUUCACGGUGACUCGCGGCCCAUUCAUUGAAGAGUUCUAUCAAUGCGUAACAUACGGUUCAUAUUCAGCACCUUGGCAAGAGCAACUUUAUACAAUGUUUACGCUCGUGUUCAUGUUCCUCAUUCCACUUGGCAUUUUGCUGCUUACUUAUGUAUCAACAAUAAAAACAAUCUCAGACAGUGAGAAAAUCUUUCAAGUAAAUGAAACGUCAAAUGAACAGGAUCGAAAAUUGAAUAAUCGACAGAGACUAAUCCAUCGAGCAAAAAUGAAAUCGUUGAGAAUAUCGGUGGCAAUUGUGGCUGCUUUCAUCAUAUGCUGGACACCGUAUUAUGUGCUCAUGCUUAUUUUUAUGUUCAUGAAUCCCGAUGAACGGUUUGGCGAUGAAUUGAUGUCAGCAAUAUUCUUCUUUGGUAUGUCAAAUAGUGUCGUGAAUCCAAUUAUUUAUGGUGCAUUUUCACUGUGGCCGGGACGAAAUCGCAAUAGAAAAAAGAACGGCACUUUUAACAAUAACCGCAAUAGUUUUACAAGAGACUAUUCACAAAGUCAAAAAGGAGUGGUGACUUCAAUGACCACUGUGAUCGAACCAUCUCGUCGAAUUUCGAGAAUUCAGAACAACGGACACAAUAUACAAUUUCCAAAUAUUAAAUACCACCGCGAAGUUCCAAUCACAUCACCAAAUCAUGUAAGAGACACAAAUUUCUAAGUAUUUAUUUUUAAAUUAUGUAAAGCAUACGAGUCAAUAAACUUCAGCUCAGUACACAUUUUUAUAAUAUAACAUAUUUAUUACCAUAUAGUAAAUUAAGUACCAUUCGAAUGCGAUUUUAUUAGAUAUUGUU
This is a messenger RNA of Contarinia nasturtii (swede midge), 3212 nucleotides long. Its product is annotated as gonadotropin-releasing hormone receptor-like. NCBI's taxonomy places the organism in Eukaryota, Metazoa, Arthropoda, Insecta, Diptera, Cecidomyiidae. Gene Ontology annotation, cellular component: membrane. The coding region runs from base 1820 to 3079 and encodes 419 amino acids. The record is from RefSeq and is a predicted model, not a curated record. Gene Ontology annotation, biological process: neuropeptide signaling pathway. The transcript is spliced from 5 exons. Gene Ontology annotation, molecular function: corazonin receptor activity.